AUGCCCGACGUUCAGGACGAGAUCGAGAAGUCAAAUUCGAAAGGAGUCAUUAACGCCCUCCCUGUAGAUGCGUCCGUUGACGAUGCCAGUCCACAAGAUGUCUCCAGGACAAAGGGCAGUUGGCUUCGAAGGCUUAUAUGGGACUCCUUGGACAAGUCUCCCGAAGAGCGACGCUUUGUCAACAAAGCAGACUGGUUCAUCAUGUCAUACGUCUGUAUUGGAUACUUCGUCAAGUAUCUCGAUCAGAACAAUGUGAGUACUGCUUGGUAUGGAGUGAAAAUGUUCCAGCCAGAGUGCUAAUCCGCGCAAAAGGUGACCAACGCCUAUGUAACCGGCAUGAAAGAAGACAUCAACAUGUCAGGGCAAGAUUACAAUCUGCUCCAGACGAUGUUCACCACAGGCUAUGUGAUCGGCAACCUCGCUUCUCAGCUUAUAAUGCUGAAGCUGCGACCCUCAAUACUGCUCCCAGCAUGCGAAUUCGGUUGGAGCAUUCUGGUCAUGGGCAUGGCUGGGGCCAAGGAUCUUAAAACACUUCUUGUCCUUCGAUUCUUCAUCGGUCUCCUCGAGGCCAGUGCAUUUCCUGGAAUCCUCACUCUCCUGGGCAAUUGGUACAAACCAGAGGAGUUGGGAAAGCGUUCUUCAAUUUUCAUCGCAACUUCCGCAGCGGGUUCGAUGUUCUCCGGCUACCUCCAGUCAGCGCUGUACUCCGGAAUGAAUGGCGUCUCCGGUCUUGCAGCAUGGCGCUGGUUGAUGAUCUUCGACGGAGUCAUUGGCAUUCCUGUGGCACUUUACGGCUUCUUCGCAGUGCCAGACAGCCCAACCAACACUCGUGCCGUCUGGCUCAAACCGAAAGACCGUGAAAUGGCAAUCCAGAGGAUGGAACAAAUAGGCCGUAAGCCACCCACGAAGCUCACGUGGAGAAUCGUCAAAGAAGCCCUGAGCAUGUGGCCGAUGUGGCUUUUCCCCAUCGCUUUCGCAUGCCAUGUCCUAGGUAUCCGGAUCUACAGCUACUUCAACAUUUACCUGAAGAGUACUGGGGAUUAUACCGUGCAGCAAGUGAACGAGAUUCCGACAGCCGGCUAUGGGUACCAGAUCGCGUGUGCUCUGAUCUUCGCGUGGGUAAGCGACUACUACCGGACGCGAUGGUGGAUUGUGUGCAUUGCAUGUAUUCUUUCUAUGAUCGGAACCAUCAUUCUCUGCGUGUACCCGGAAGAUAACACUUCCGCAAUGCUGGCUGGUUGGAUGCUCACUUAUGGAGAGACCGGAGCUGGGGCUCUGAUCAUAACAAUGAUCAAUGAAGCCUGUUCGUUUUCUAGCGAACACAGAGUGAUCACCAUUGGCUGGACAGAAGCAUUUUCGUACGCAAUGAGUGCCUGGGUGAUUCUGUUCACAUACCCGUCCGGAGAAGCGCCAAGGUUCAAGAUUGGAUACGAGAUGGCGACAAUGUUCUUCGCAAUUGAGAUCGUGGUUAUCGCGAUGAUAGCAUUCUGUAUGAAACGGUGGCCGCCGGGGGUGUGA
This is a messenger RNA of Lecanosticta acicola, 1518 nucleotides long. The record is from the annotation of a GenBank genome assembly. NCBI's taxonomy places the organism in Eukaryota, Fungi, Ascomycota, Dothideomycetes, Mycosphaerellales, Mycosphaerellaceae.